GUAAUUACUUACGUAAAUUGUGACAAUAAUAUUGAGAAUUUCGACCUGGGCCAGGCCCAUAGAAAUGUGCUUUUCCUCUCAGGAUAUGGAGUGUCACCGACAGAUAAAGUCAGUCCACGCAAUUCGUGUUGACUUCAAGUGAACAUGUUAAUUGUUAGAGGUUCAUAACAGUCGUUUACAAAGAACAGAAUGUUUCAUAAGGAUUUGUUUCAUAACAGUAGCACUGAUCAACAUGAUCAAGCUCGACGGGUCGGCCAGGCAGGGCGAGCGGUCUACGGUGUGCGUCGCUAAUCCAUCUACGGAGCUCGGAGUACUACCAACAGCUAUCCAGUCCCGUGUGAUCAUACAUACUAGACUUCUUCAUGUCUACUGCAUACAUUAAUUGGCAUCGCAUCAUUUUUAGUGAGCUUGUUCUAGAUUUCAGUCAUCGUUAUUUUUCACUCUUGAUGAGAAUAACUUGCUCAUGUUAUAAUUCACAAGUCAUGAUGAUGCAAGUCAACUGAUCUAAAACUAGGCCCUACCAUAGACGUAGUUAUACAACUAAUAAUGAACUACAUGUAGGCCUACAAGAUAAUGUUUGUUUCAACCAAGACGGAGUAGCCUACACGAAAUUGAUUAAUGCGAUGGGGAAUCUGUGCUGUGCAAUUGAAUUCAUUUGAAUAUGUCGCCAUGGUCGUUUGUUUAAGCGAUACAAAUAUUUUUCUACACAAUGGAACUGGAAGAUUUAGCCACAGAAGCAUUCAGGCGAUCAAAUUUUGAGCUUGCCAGUGACCUAAUUGAUCGGCUUUUGGAAAAACAGGGACAUAAUAUAGAAUUUCUUCUCAUGAAAGGCGAUUCUCUUGCCAAUAUGGGGAGGCUCAAUGAAGCGUUGAGCGUGUACUCCCAUGCGUUUCGCAUGGGAGACAUCAGCAGUGAUAAACUUCAUGGAUUUGUUAAUGCCUUGGUGAAAAAUCUUAGCCAAAAUGCCGGGCGUGACAUCUCAAAAGAUCUUGGAAAGUUUUCCUGUUCUGUGUGCCGUGGACUUCUUUCCAAACCAACAACUCUCCUUUGCGGACACACAUUUUGUAAAACUUGUAUUGAACACCAAUCAAAACGUUCUUGUGUUAUAUGUAAGUUCCCAUACAGUUCUAAUGGCAGUAAAUGUAAAAAACUGACUCUAAAUGUUACUCUUAGUGAUCUUAUUUUGAAGUACUUUCCCCAUGAAGUAAAGUCUCAGGAAAUUAAAUCAGCUGGUAAUGAAUUAUUCAAGCUUGGCAGACAUUCAGAGGCAAUGGAGAAAUACAGCUUAGCAAUAAAAACAGCACCGGGCGAUCACCUGUGUCUCAGCAACAGGUCCCACACUUACAAUGUCCAAGGUCUCUACAGUGAAGCCUUGCAAGAUGCCACUAAAGUAUGUCAGAUGAGACCUGACUGGGCAAAGGGCUUCUACAGGAAAGGAACAGCAUUAGUAGGCCUAGGCCGGCAAGAAGAAGGACUUGAAGCUUUCUCCAGGUGUCUCACAUUGGAUCCAUCUUUUCAUUCUGCAAAGGUCUCCCUCACCAAGGUCCUCCACACACUACUUCAGCCUGUCGAUGCAAGCAGUGUGAAAGCCAACGAGAUGCAACGAUCCCCGUCCCUGAGUAAGCUGUAUCUCAAUGAGGCAGUUGAUGAUGGGCUUGAGGAGGUGAACAGAGUGGAAGAACUGAGUGGUAGAAUGGGACCAGGAGAGGAGAGAGAAGAUGGGAAGAGACAGGAGAGUCCUAUCAAGCAUAAUGUAAAUACAGGCACAACCCUCGACCGAAGGAAAUUCUCACCGGUGGAACGAAAAUAUACCAAAAAGCGCCUACCAAGUCAAACGGAUGAGCAAAUUCACCCUUUCACAGACGGCUCGUCUCCUGAUGCCAAAAACCAGAGUAAACGGUUCAAGAAGUGUCCCUUAAGUAUGCUAGAGAAGAAGGGAUGCGGCGAGAAAGAACAAAUUGUGAAACCGGGGCCAGGAUAUACUAUACCCACCGACAUGAUUGAGAAAACAGACUUUGAAUGCAGUCUGUGUCUAAGGUUGUUCUAUCAACCUACUACUACUCCAUGCGGCCAUACUUUCUGCCGAGGAUGUUUGGAUCGUUGCCUUGACUACAGCCAGUCUUGUCCUCUUUGUAAGCAGUCUUUAAGUGAGUACCAAGCAGUUAAUCGAGAUAAGAAAGUAACAUACAUCUUGCAAGAGCUUAUGGAGUCCUUCCUAUCAUCAGAUUAUGCUGAGAGGCAACAGAUUCAUAGAAAAGAACUUGACCAAGUAGCCAGUCAUGCAUUCCAAGAUGGAGGCACAAUUCCUGUAUUUGUGUGCACCAUUGCCUUACCCACAAUUCCCUGUCCUCUCCAUGUAUUCGAGCCACGAUACCGUCUGAUGAUACGUCAAGCUAUGGAAUCUGGAGCAAGACAGUUUGGGAUGUGCAUCUCUGAUGAUGAAAAUGAAUUUGCGGAAUACGGCUGCAUGUUGGAGAUCAACCAGCUGGAGUACCUUCCCGAUGGCAGGUGUGUCCUGGGGACAGUCGGAGGUAGGAGGUUCAAGGUCCUGGAGCGAGGAAUGAGGGACGGCUACAACACUGCCAAGGUGGAGUUCUUGAAGGAUACCAUUGCAGAAGGUGAAGUUGGAAGCGAGUUGCGGGCUUUGAAUAAUUCGGUUUACCAACAAGCUCGUACGUGGUUUGUCAAUCUGCCAAUCUACCACCAGACUCGCAUUGUUGAUCAUUUUGGUCCCAUGCCUCAACAAGCCAGUGACCCUCAGGCAAGUUUCAAUGGCCCACAGUGGCACUGGUGGCUCCUCGCCAUCCUCCCACUCCACCCGAGGGUCCAGCUCUCCAUCCUCUCCAAGACCAGCCUGAAGGAGCGGCUCCAGGUCCUCCAACGCAGUCUCACACGCAUGACCAACAUCCCCUCCUGACUACCAUUCUCCCGCUCCAUCGCAUCAGCCCUCUGGCCCUGGGGUCCAUGGGGGCGUUUCUCGCCCGUUCUCUUUUUCCUUAUCAUUGGGCUUGUGCUUGGACUCUUGGGCCAUCUGGUGGAUCUGAUCUUUUGAAACUGAAAACCCAAAGACAUUCGAGGGCGCUGUUGAAUAGCUAGUUCCUCAGAGAGAGGCUCGUAGUUUUAACUCAGAGAUGGCUAUGAAAAGAAUGCCCAUGAAGAAGAGGGAAGUGGUUCAAUGUCCCACGUGAAGUGCUACUCUUACAAUCUUGGACCAACUAUCUUCAUCUUGAACUUUAGGAUAAGCUUGGAGAUUCCUUGAGAGAUUUAGAGACUGGUUUGUAAUACUUAUUGACGGCUCUGAAAUGCCACAUAACAAUACAUUAACUGAAAGAGACUCAUGAAUAAUUCCAAACUGUGAUGAUCACACCCCUACAUACUGAUCUUCUUUUGUAGUGACCAGCUUGUUCCACAACCUGAAUCCAACACUGCUUAUUUUGAAAUGGCGAUACAGCGCCACUCUGGAGCUGCUUAUGUUACUUCUCUAAGUGUCAAAGAUCACCAGAGAUCAAUGGGAAAUAAGAUUGCCUAUGAUGCCAUUGGCAGUUUUAUGGAUAUCAGUCGUAGGAUUGCAGGAAUGAGGAGCAUUUGAGGAAAGACGGAAGGACUG
Messenger RNA from Lytechinus variegatus (green sea urchin), 3607 nucleotides. Its product is annotated as LON peptidase N-terminal domain and RING finger protein 3-like. The transcript has 13 exons. Gene Ontology annotation, molecular function: protein binding. The record is from RefSeq and is a predicted model, not a curated record. Lineage: Eukaryota; Metazoa; Echinodermata; Echinoidea; Temnopleuroida; Toxopneustidae. The coding region runs from base 710 to 2917 and encodes 735 amino acids.